UUUCCCCCAGACCGCUACGAGGCCCAGGCGGGUCGCUAUUGGGACCUAUUUUACCGCCGUAACAGCACCAAGUUCUUCAAAGACCGACACUACCUGCAUAAAGAGUUCCCCGAUCUGGUUGCGGGCCCAGCCACCCUUCUGGAGGUGGGAUGUGGAGUCGGGAACACCGUGUUCCCCUUGCGCGAGAUCAACCCCGCGCUAAAAAUCUACUGCUGUGAUUUCGCACCCAGCGCAAUCGAGCUUGUACAGCAAAAUCCGCAGUACAGUACGGCAGGCGGGGCUGUGGAGGCCUUUGUGGCGGACCUGACCAGCGACCUCCUGGCGGGGUCGCGGUCCGCGGGCGGCUGUGGAGUUCCGGAGGGCGGGUGCGACCUGGCCACCAUGAUCUUCGUACUGUCCGCCAUCCACCCGCGGAGGAUGGAGGCGGCGGUUCACAACGUGGCCCGGUGUCUCAAGCCCGGCACCGGUCGACUGCUGUUCAGGGACUAUGCGGAGGGGGACCUGGCGCAGCGUCUGGCGGGUUGUGAGCGGCCCAAGCGGUUGGAACCCAACUUCUACGUGCGUGGAGACGGCACCCGCUGCUACUACUUCUCACAG
Volvox carteri f. nagariensis is the source of this 597-nucleotide messenger RNA. RefSeq lists its product as uncharacterized. Lineage: Eukaryota; Viridiplantae; Chlorophyta; Chlorophyceae; Chlamydomonadales; Volvocaceae. The transcript is spliced from 6 exons. The record is from RefSeq and is a predicted model, not a curated record. The annotation marks the transcript as partial.